CUCUCCUUCCAGGUUGGUUCAGCCCCCGUCUACUCCGGGGUGGUGCUUAGUCGGCGCCAGACCGACCCUCGACUUCGGAGGGGCAGUGCUGUUCCUCUGGGCGCUCCCUCGGCGUCCGCUUCGGCUCCUUCAGCUUCCUCGGCCUCCUCAGCGUCCGCCGGGACCCGAGACCUCGGUGUAUGCCCCACCCCUGACUCUGCUAGAGAUAUGUCCACCCCGGCUCGGCGCCGCCUCAUGAGGGACUUCAAGAGGUUGCAGGAGGAUCCUCCGGCGGGAGUCAGCGGGGCUCCGUCCGAGAACAACAUAAUGGUUUGGAACGCGGUCAUUUUCGGGCCUGAAGGGACCCCAUUUGAGGAUGGAACAUUUAAGCUUACAAUAGAAUUCACCGAAGAAUAUCCAAAUAAGCCACCUACGGUUAGAUUUGUCUCUAAGAUGUUUCAUCCAAAUGUCUAUGCAGAUGGUAGUAUAUGUCUGGACAUACUUCAGAACCGCUGGAGUCCAACCUAUGAUGUGUCUUCCAUUUUAACAUCCAUACAGUCCCUAUUGGAUGAACCCAAUCCCAAUAGUCCAGCAAAUAGCCAGGCUGCUCAGCUGUACCAGGAGAACAAGCGGGAAUAUGAGAAACGUGUUUCUGCAAUAGUAGAACAGAGCUGGCGUGACUGUUGACCCGGGUGCAGCAAAAGAAGAGGCUGGUCAUAAGAAAAAUAUAUAUUGAUGUGUUUGUCACCUUCCUAUUCCUCAGUGUCAUUACAUUACUUUAUUAAAAGCAAAAUAGCUGUC
Lontra canadensis (Northern American river otter) is the source of this 780-nucleotide messenger RNA. It is a transcript of the gene UBE2A, whose product is annotated as ubiquitin conjugating enzyme E2 A. Gene Ontology annotation, molecular function: ubiquitin conjugating enzyme activity. The coding region runs from base 208 to 666 and encodes 152 amino acids. The record is from RefSeq and is a predicted model, not a curated record. The transcript is spliced from 6 exons. Gene Ontology annotation, cellular component: HULC complex. Gene Ontology annotation, biological process: protein polyubiquitination; proteasome-mediated ubiquitin-dependent protein catabolic process; DNA repair. Lineage: Eukaryota; Metazoa; Chordata; Mammalia; Carnivora; Mustelidae.